CGGGUGCAGCAGCUAUUGGGCGGGACUGGGAGCGGGCACGCGCAGGAAUUGUUGGGACGGUCGGAGACGCGCUAUUGACGUCACGUUCUCGCGGUGUCUCGCUCUCGCUGUGUGGAGAGGAGGAAGCGGGAGGCUCCGGGGGGAGAUCGCUACACACACCGCUCCCCGGAUCCGUUACAGGCUCAUUGAGGAGGGACCAUGACUGAAAUCAGUGACCUCGACAGGCAGAUUGAGCAGCUGAGGCGCUGUGAGCUCAUCAAGGAGAGUGAAGUGAAAGCUCUGUGUGCGAAAGCUCGAGAGAUUCUCGUAGAAGAGAGUAACGUGCAACGGGUGGACUCUCCUGUUACGGUUUGCGGUGAUAUCCAUGGGCAGUUCUACGAUCUCAAGGAGUUGUUCAGGGUGGGUGGUGAUGUGCCCGAGACAAAUUACCUUUUCAUGGGCGACUUUGUGGAUCGGGGGUUUUACAGCGUCGAAACAUUCCUCCUUCUCCUAGCACUGAAGGUUCGUUAUCCAGAUCGGAUCACCCUGAUACGUGGCAACCACGAGAGCCGACAAAUCACACAAGUUUAUGGUUUCUACGACGAGUGUCUUCGCAAAUACGGCUCAGUCACAGUGUGGCGCUACUGCACAGAGAUCUUUGACUACCUCAGUCUGUCGGCUAUCAUCGACGGCAAGAUCUUUUGUGUACAUGGUGGGCUCUCACCCUCCAUCCAGACACUGGAUCAGAUCAGAACUAUUGAUCGCAAGCAAGAAGUGCCUCAUGAUGGACCCAUGUGUGACCUGCUCUGGAGUGACCCGGAAGAUACUACGGGAUGGGGUGUGAGUCCUAGGGGAGCUGGCUACCUUUUUGGCAGUGAUGUAGUGGCACAAUUCAAUGCAGCCAACAACAUAGAUAUGAUUUGCCGGGCACAUCAGCUUGUCAUGGAAGGAUACAAGUGGCACUUCAAUGAGACGGUCUUAACUGUGUGGUCAGCACCAAACUACUGCUACAGGUGUGGGAAUGUAGCUGCCAUACUUGAGCUGGAUGAACACCUACAGAAAGAAUUCAUUAUAUUUGAGGCUGCCCCCCAGGAGACAAGAGGAAUCCCUUCCAAGAAGCCCGUCGCUGAUUACUUCCUGUGACCUGCCCAAUCAACACCAAGGCCUCUCCACUCCUUUCUCCUGAUGUCUUUUAGACUGCUCCCAGCACAACUCUCCUCUUUAUCUCUGCCAAUGGGACCAGCGCUGCUCCUUUGAGAAAAUGAUUUGCCAGCAUCCAGAUCAGCUGCAGAGCAUUGCCUCUACUUUUCUACAUCCACCUUAUAUGGAGCCUUGUGUGUAUGUGAGUAAGGUACUGGCAGCUGAGAGAUCUGCUAUUGUGCAUAUAGAAUGGCCGUACCAUCCACACCUUGUAAGAGGGGUGCAGUGUAAAUUAGUAUUUCCCUGCAAGCAUUUCUAGCAAAGGAGGAUAAGUCAGAGAAACACCUGUAGCCAAGCUGAAUGCUGUGUCUCAGGAAUUAGUAAAUGUAAUGCUCUGCACGACUUUCAGUGAGGCUCAAUGUGAUGUUUUGUAGUAGAGACAGAGGGAGGGGGCUAAAUAGAGCAGCAUUAUGCAAGGAAACCAAAAUACUUUUAGGAUUCAUAGUUUCUUCCUUGAUUUUAUAAAACUCCUCUAAUAACCCCCCCCCUGAUUCACAGUCAUUCCUUAUGUCUCUCCCAUUCUGAGCCUCAUCCCCUGUACUAAGCUGCUGAGAUUAUACACAAGUAUGGAGUGCCUUAGUGCAAGUGGGACUAUUCCAGCUGGGACCAGGAGAGACAUGUGAAGAUGGUGCGCACUGGAAAACGCCAUUGUCCACUUAGAAGCUCCAUGAUGAUUUUGUGCCCCCUGGUGAUGAUUGGCAGGAUUUUGAGCCAGAGUGUUGACAUUAGCUGGCAUUUUGCUCAAGUGGCGUCUGUAGCUCAGUGGAGCCGCUCUCUUGUGGAUUUAAGCCGUUUUGCUGAGGCUGGGAAUGUGCGUAGCCAUUUGUUUAACCCUUUGUAGCCCGCCAACUGAGAGAUAACUAAAGCAGAGUCGCUCUAUUUAAGUUUGGCUCUAUUUACGUUUCAGCAGGAGGGCAUCAAAAGCUGAGCUCCUUUUUGCCACCGACAAUGCCAAACAUCUGAUCAAUUUUCUUCCCUUUUACUUUCUUAUAUUAUAGUUCACUUUCUUCUUUACUCCUGGUCAACGAUUUUAUCCUUUUUUUUUUUUUUUUUUUUUUUUUUCUUAUUUUACAAUUUUGGUAGGAUACAGUUACAAACAUCUGCUAAUAAAAUGAGAAAAUGCAAUAAAAACAUGGAAAAAUGUA
Messenger RNA from Xenopus laevis (African clawed frog), 2324 nucleotides. RefSeq names its product protein phosphatase 4 catalytic subunit L homeolog (gene ppp4c.L). The coding region runs from base 199 to 1122 and encodes 307 amino acids. The record is from RefSeq and is a predicted model, not a curated record. NCBI's taxonomy places the organism in Eukaryota, Metazoa, Chordata, Amphibia, Anura, Pipidae. The transcript is spliced from 9 exons.